Molecule: messenger RNA, 1378 nt
Organism: Galendromus occidentalis (western predatory mite)
Lineage: Eukaryota; Metazoa; Arthropoda; Arachnida; Mesostigmata; Phytoseiidae
Gene: PNKP
Product: Polynucleotide kinase 3'-phosphatase
Exons: 7
Coding region: 86-1228 (380 amino acids)
Biological process (GO): DNA repair
Molecular function (GO): double-stranded DNA binding; polynucleotide 3'-phosphatase activity; ATP-dependent polydeoxyribonucleotide 5'-hydroxyl-kinase activity
Source: RefSeq, a predicted model, not a curated record
GCCCAAGCAAGCGCCUCCGAAGAACGAGCCGCCGACAGGAGCAGACAUCGAGGGAUCGUGGACGGACAACGAAGACCUGAAAGUGAUGAUUUUCGAGCCGAAUGGCGAUUUCCGCUCGCCUAAAUGCGCCUGUUUCGAUAUGGACGGCACAAUCAUCAAGAACAGGUCGGGGAAGAAGUUCCCGGAGAAUUAUCGAGAUUGGAUGAUCUUGUACUCCGGGAAGAUACCGGAAAAGUUACAUGAGCUGCAUCGGAACGGAUACCGAAUCGUAAUCUUCUCCAAUCAGAGGGGCUUGGCCACUGGCAAGCAGAGCAAACCUGAUCUGAAACUAAAGUUCACUGCCAUAAUGAAAAAGAUCGGUGUACCGAUGACGAUGUUCCUAUCGUAUGGACUCGGAGUGCAUCGUAAGCCCUCUGUGGGUCUCUGGCAUCUACUUGAAGAACAGAACGGUCCGAUCGAUAAAAGCAAGAGUUUUUACGUCGGAGAUGCUGCGGGACGACCAAAAAAUUGGCAACCAGGCGCCGCGAUGGACCAUUCCAAAGUCGACAGACUCUUCGCACUCAAUCUCGACAUCAACUUCUACACACCUGAGGAGUAUUUCUUGAAGUCUUCAAAGAACAAAUUCGAGAUGCCGGUCUUCAACCCCAAGGAAUUACGGAAAAACAGGACCUUGGGCGUCGUUGUAGAGCCGGAAUCUGAGAAGAAAGAAAUCGGAAGUCUCGAGGACCUCGUUCGGCAGGAUUUGGAAAUGCUGGUUCUGGUCGGGUAUCCAGCGUCGGGAAAGAGCACCCUGGCUCAAAUAAUUUCGGAGAAGAAAGGAUACAUUCAAAUCAAUCAAGACACCUUGGGAUCAUUAGACAGAUGCGUGAGGAAGGCCGGAGAAGCAUUGAGUAACAAAAAAUCGGUCAUAAUCGACAACACCAACUUCCUCGAGGAGCAAAGGAGAAGGUACAUCGAGAUCGCCAGACGGGCUGGUGCGAACGUCCGAUGCCUCUGGCUGGACUGCUCCGUGGACCAGGCCAGGCAUAACAAUAAAUUCCGGCUCUUGACUUCUCCUGAUGCGAAGCACAAGGAUGUGACAGACGUCGUUCUCUACACUCUGCGGAAAAAGUUUGAGGAACCGAAGUUGGGAGAGGGUUUUCUACAAAUUGUCAAAAUGCACAUGGUGCCGAAGUUCGACACGCCGCAGAGAGAAAAACUGUUCUACAUGUAUCUUCUGGAGAAGUGAGCAGAAGGAAGCCGUGACCAUGUUCUGUCGUUUUUGAGGUCGACGAUUACUUGUCGAAGACCAGCUGCACACCUUAUUCAGAGUCAAGCCUUAUAUGGGCAUGCCAAUGUGAUAUAUGCGAAACUUCAUUUUAAACCUUGCUGAAUACCG